Messenger RNA from Tuber aestivum (summer truffle), 4674 nucleotides. NCBI's taxonomy places the organism in Eukaryota, Fungi, Ascomycota, Pezizomycetes, Pezizales, Tuberaceae. The record is from the annotation of a GenBank genome assembly.
AUGAGGAUUCGCAUUCGUGAACAACUCAGUUUAUUGGUCGCUCUGACAGCGCUGAUAGCAGUUGGCGUCUUGGCCGUUGUAACAGUGAGCUCCAUCCCACCCCAUCCACCCGUAACCCUGCCAAACCGAACCGAACCGAACCCCGGCACCAUUGCCCGACAACCAUUUCUGACGAGAGCAGUGGGUUCACAAUUACCGACUAGUCCGUGAAGUUCGAUCGUCGAGAUUCUCCCUCACCGCCUCAUUAAAAUCCAUACAGGUCACCCAGUCAAUUGCCCUGCUGCACAACACCGUCUACGCCAUCAGUACCAGGGCCAUCUUGCAGAGCUCAUUGCGGAGGUACCGGAGGGGUAACAAUACCGUGGACAAUUGGCUACGCACCAUUGAUGACUUGAAAAACUCGGCCAGCGCCAAUAUGGGAGGCUUCCCGGAUGUCUUGCAGGUGGUGGUCUACGACGAGAACCUUAGCACUGGUGAGGUCGGGGUGCCUGAUGGAACCGUGAUCGACGGAAUGGAGCUUGGCGCUGCGAACCCGAACUUUACCGGCACGCUGCCGAACGGGACGGCGAUAAAGGUUGGGAGUGGGCUGGGUGGUAGGAUGGGUCUGUUGAACGUUACGGGCGAUAAUGCUCAUGGGGUUAUGCUACCCGCUGACCCAGCCAAUGGGGACAUCACAUACCCCAUGGUUCUCGCGAAUUCAUCUGCCGCUUACUACGCUGAAGCCGAUGCAAACCUUACCAAAGGGCUGCCAGUGAAGGAUGGCUUUCCCCAUGGACUGUACCCUUUUUUGCAGGGCGGUCAGGGACUCGCCCCGAGCAACGUAUUUACCCCGGAAGAUAUAUAUUCCAGAAAGGGGCUGUUGCUGGGUCCGAUGAGGGUUAACGAGUCGUUCUACAUGCUAUCGUUCACCAUCCCAGUCAUCAAUAACACCAGCGAGGCGACUUUAUUGGGAUUUCUCACCGUCGUGCUGAACGCCGGCGUAAUAUUGGACAUUGUCCAGGAUACGCGUGGCUUGGGGGUUACGGGUCAAACAAUAUUGGUUGGCCCGGCUACACUCGACAACAAAUGGGCCGAUCCCGCUCUUUCCGCCGCUUCCGAGAUGCCGAAUGCGACUGCUAAUGGCCUGUCGGAUCCCGCGAGCACCGCUAGUAUGGCCAAGAGGAGCUCUCUCGAUCGGGAUACGGGUCCCCCUGAGUCGACGAUCGAAUGGGUGGGAAGGAGGUUGGGUCUUCGAAAGAGGACUCCCCACGAAGGUAUAGGAGACUACGAGUUCCGAUAUUUGUUCCCACCGGGCAGGCACCCAGGGCUGGCCGGGGAGGUACGUAAGCUGAAAGAUUACCCAAUGGUUAAAAAGGUCUACCAGGACGGGAUCGGUGCGAAUGGGCGGGAUGGUGAUAAUGGCGACGGAGGAGGGAGUAAUCUCGACACGAGGAAUUCCGAGGGUCGGCUUGUUAGCGUUGGGUAUGCCUCCCCUUUCGUCGCGUUUCCCUUCCCGGGCUGACCGAUUACAGCUUUUCCAUCGCCGAAGCCUCCAAGAACCUUGCUGAUUGGGCCCUCUUGGUGGAGCAAGACCAGGGGGAAGCAUUUCAACCGAUAUACAAGUUAAGGAAUAUAUUGCUGGGCACGGUUUUCGGAACCUUCGCUGUAGUUAUCGCCUUGGUGUGCCCCAUAGCUCACUUUGCCGUCAAGCCUAUAACUAGAUUGAAGCGUGCAACGGAAAAAAGUAGAGAAAUUUCUGACCCCCAUCCCACUCGCCUGAGCCAAAUGCCAUCCGUACUAACACCCUUUCUAUAGGCACCCGACCACCUUCGUAUACCCCCAAUGGCGCAUCAUCCGGUACUAUCGAUUCCUUUGAUCCCGAGGCCAACCUGGAGGAUCCCGCCGAUGAGGAUCGAGGGCGUAAUCGGUUUUAUGGAAUGGGGGAGUUUAUACGGUGCCGGAAUCUCAGAAGGGAUAGUUCCCAGAGCGGGGAUGGGAGCGAUGAUCGGCGGAGACGGGCGUUCCGAAUCCCUGGCAAAGUGCGCGAAAGGAAGCAUAUUGUCGAUGAUGAACUCACCGACUUGACGCGGACCUUUAACGAAAUGUCCGAGGAACUCAUGAAGCAAUAUGAGAAUCUUGAGGAGCGGGUUGCCGAGCGGACCAAGGAGCUUGAGGAGCAAAAGAAGGUUGCUGAGUCGGCUAACCAGGCCAAAUCACUCUUCGUAGCUAAUAUCACUCACGAGCUGCGGACACCACUGAACGGUAUUUUGGGUAUGUGCGCUGUUUCCAUGCAGGAGGAUGAUAUACCCAAGAUCAAGCGGUCACUCGGUGUGGUUUAUAAGAGUGGGGAAUUAUUACUGCACCUUCUCACGGAUUUAUUGACUUUCUCGAGGAACCAAGUGGGACAGGUGGCUAUCUCACUGGACGAGAAGGAGUUUCGGAUAGCGGAGAUAUCGACCCAGAUCAAGGCUAUAUUCGAAACUCAAGCGAACGAGUCUGGGAUCGAUUUUAGCAUUAGUACUGCGCCGGAGAAGAGGGUUCAGGAGAUGGUGUUCUGGGGUGACUCGAAUAGGAUACUCCAGGUUUUGAUUAACCUGGUUAGCAACAGUCUCAAGUUCACUCCGUUAGUUAAAUUCCGACCUCUUUUGGUUGCGAUGCUGAUAUUAGAUUAGGGAAAACGGCACCGUUCAGGUCCGGAUGAGGCUAUUACAAGAGGUGCUUCCGGUCCCUGAAGAGAUCACGGUACGACGUGGCAGCUCCAGGACCGAAUCCAAACACGACCACGGGUCGAGAGCCGUCUCCCGGAUUAAUUCCACCAACACCCCUCGGAACGGGUCACCCGCCGUUGGCAGCCCUCCACCGACGAGCCAAGCAGCUGGUCCUCCCACCACCGAGAGAAUUGGUGACCAGAUAUUCGGGGAUGGACAAGUGUUAGCCCCGCCUUCAAAUGCCAAGACAUAUAUGUUCGAAUUUCAAGUUGAGGAUACCGGCCCCGGCAUCCCGGAGCAACUCCACCAAAAGGUCUUUGAGCCAUUCGUUCAAGGUGAUCUCCGCCUAAGCAAGAAGUAUGGCGGAACGGGUCUCGGCCUGAGCAUCUGCGACCAACUCGCGAGGCUAAUGCAUGGCACAAUUGAGCUCAAGAGCCUGGAGAAGGCUGGGACAACUUUCACGCUGAAAAUCCCCUUAAAGUGCGCAAAAGAGUACACCCCAAGUGUCGCCGCCGCCGCCACUGCCAUCUCGCGGUCCAAUUCACUCGCCGGCUCUGUCAUCGCAACCAUUGACAAGGCUCUGCCCGAGACGGCGUCCGCCAAAAGCGUCCAGAGUGGUGUCUCCUUUGGAAAGAGCCAUAAGCCACGUCUAGUGGGUCUUAGCCAGCCAUUCUUCGCUCCCAGCAUACCGCCGAAUCCAACGCCUAACCAGGAGCUGGCCGAGGUGGCCGCGAACGACGGGAUGCACGAGCACCGAGGGGAUGAGGGCACGGGGAGGGUUCGAGUUCUGGUCGCGGAGGAUAACAAGGUCAAUCAAGAGGUUGUGCUUAAGAUGCUGAAGCUCGAGGAGAUUUACGACGUCACCAUUGCGAAGGAUGGGCAGGAGGCUGUGGAUAGGAUCAAGGAGGCGUUGGAUGUUGGGGAGAAUUUCCAGCUGGUGCUUAUGGAUAUUCAGGUGUUUUCCUUCCCUCCGCACAGCUAUUCACUAGGACAGGUGCUAACAUUGAAUAAAAGAUGCCGAACCUCGACGGCAUAGAGUCCACGAAAAUAAUCCGCCACCUGGGCUACGAUGCACCGAUCGUCGCAUUAUCAGCCUUUGCUGAGGAAAGCAACGUCAGAGACUGUAAAUAAUCCCCCCCCUUCCCCCUCCCGUCAGCCACAUAAUACUAACCUGACUCGUGCAAUAAUAAAAAAGGCCUGGACGCUGGCAUGAACUACUUCCUGGCAAAACCCAUCAAACGGCCCCAACUCAAACAGGUGUUGGAUACUUACUGUUCUACCAUAAAAGAAGAGGGCACGGCUUUCACAGAACAGCAUGCCGAAGGAUCCGCUUCUGCAGGGGCGACUCCGAUGACUACACCUCCAAUAGGGACGGCUGAGAGGAGGAGUAUCAGGGGGCCCAUCGGUGAUAGUGGGGGAGGGAGUUUGGGAGGGGAGAGAGUAAGGGGUUGAGUAUAUAUACUGUGCGUUCCUCCCCUCAUUCAUCCGCACACGGUUGAGAAGAGAUCUCCCUUCUUACCCUGGGAUGUUUUUUUUUGUUUUUUUUGAUCUCUCUCUCGUCUUUGGGAGCCUUACUGUAAAUUUAAGUUUUUUCCCUUUUCCUCAAUUCUGGCGUACAUUUGGAAUCUUCGUUUUUAUCGGGGUGUUUUUAUUUAUCUCUUUCCUUUUCAUAAUCAUUUGGGGGGAGCAUUUUCUUUCUUUGGGAAAAAUCAGGCACGGUUUUGCGGGUUUCUUUUUGGGAUAUAGUUAUGGCAUUGGAUGUUUCUGAUUGUUUCUGAUUGUUUCUGGGUCAGUAAGUAAAUGGGGGUGCUCCAUUUUUUUUUUCUUUUUUCUCCUCUCUUCCCAUUUUAGGGAUUUUUUUUUCCUUCCCCCCACCACUAUCAAAAGUGGUGAGUUAGUUAACUAGACGUACAAUACUAUACAUACAUACGAUAGCCAUACCGGUACGGUGGUCCAUGGCAUGUUCCGUUACAUAUUAUAUAAUUGU